UCUGUGAAGGUCCUGGUUAGUGGGUCAGUACUCUUCCUUCUCUCUCAUCUCUGCUGCUCUCUCUCCAACCUAUCUUUCAUCUUUUGGUCAUAAACAUUACAAAGUCAAAAUCCCAGGGGAAAAUACGUUAUGGACCUAAAGGAGUUUUGCCUGAGUGAGAACUUCCAUUUUCUAAACCAGCAUGAACUUUUGGAUCCGUCAUCAACCGAUGAUCCACCGUCCCCCACUGAUCCGCCGGUAAAAGCCGAUCCGCGAAGCCCGUUGUUCGGUCUGGACAGCAGCAGCCCGACCCCGUUCAGCCCCGGCAGCAGUUCGGACAGCAGCGGUUACAGUCUAUUCUCACAGAAUCAUGUGAACCCGGACUCUCCGGUCAGCUCCAGCUCUGUCGUCUUUAAUCCUCUGUCUCUCAGCUGCGACUACAUCCCAUCACUGAACCCCGGGCCCAAACGUCUCUGUCUGGUGUGCGGAGACUUCGCGUCAGGUUAUCACUACGGCGUCGCGUCCUGUGAGGCGUGCAAGGCCUUCUUCAAAAGAACUAUUCAAGGAAACAUUGAGUACAGCUGUCCUGUGGUAAAUGAUUGUGAGAUCACUAAGAGAAGAAGGAAGUCGUGCCAGGCAUGUCGAUUUCAGAAGUGUUUGCGUGCAGGCAUGAUGAGAGAGGGUGUACGAAUGGACCGUGUGAGGGGCGGCAGACAGAAGUAUAAGUGCCGGCUGGAUUCAGACAACUCUGUCUUCACCAGAACACAUUACACACAUCCAGGAAAAUCAGUCAGAAACAAAGUCAUCGCACAGCUCCUAGUUUCUGAACCAGCUCCACUGCGAGCUACCCCGGACCCCUCGGCCCCUGACAGUGACCUUAAAACACUGCUGACCUUAUGUGACCUAUUAAACAGGGAACUACUGGUAAUGAUAGGCUGGGCAAAACACAUACCAGGAUUCACGGCUCUGUCAUUGGUGGAUCAGAUGGCCCUGCUUCAGAGUGGCUGGAUGGAGACUCUAAUGCUGGGUGUCGUGUGGAGAUCUCAGGGCCUGACAGAUGAACUGCAGUUUGCAGAGAACAUGCGACUCAACGAGAGCCAGAGCAGCACCAUGGGACUGCAUGAUCUCUACACGGCACUGCGACAUCUCACCUCCAAAUAUCAACAGAUGGGCUUAAACCAAGAGGAGAUGGUCACUCUCAAAGCCAUGUCUCUUGCCAACUCAGAUGCAGAGAACGUAGAGAGCGCAGAUGCCUUACAGAGUUUUCAGGAUGCUCUUCACGAAGCCCUCCAGGACUACGAGAGCAGCCAGAGACCCUCCGAGCCUCAUCGUGCCGGGAGAUUGCUCAUGACCCUGCCCCUGUUACGGCAGACCGCUCACAGAGCCGUGCGCUGCUUCUGUCGGCUGCACACUGAAGGCCAUGUUCCAAUGCACAAACUCUUUCUGGAGAUGCUGGAUGCCAAGAUCUAAGCUAGAUCGGUUUAGAAGGAAGGCACUGCUUGAUAAAAGCCAAGGAUUAAAAGCCCAGAGAUUUUAUUAUAGAGAGGCUAAACCUUCACAGUCAAGAGUUUGUCCUCGAACAUGUCGCAUACAUGGAGACUACAUGGAGUGAUUUUUCAAACAUGCAUCAGUAUGUGUUAGAGCGACUGUAUGGAGAGCUUAGGCAGCUAAACUUGCACUUGAAGACGAGAGGGUCCUGUUAGUUCAUCAAAAAUGAAACCUCUGUCAAUUAUUAGUUACCAAACAUCAUGUUUUUAAACCCCUUUUAGAAACCCUUGUACAAGGAACACAAAUGUUGAGCGUUAGUGGCUGACACAGUCACCAUUCACUUAUUAUUUAAAUAAAAGUCGUAUAAUUCUUCUAAUCACAUUUUUUUUCUAAAAGCACAAUAUGAAAAUGAAAAUAGAUGACAACAGACAACUCUUGGCCGGAUUAUAAAAAAUGUUUUGCGGACCAGGGGCCUCAUUUAUAAAAUGCUACAUUUAAUCUUACGAUCAUUUAUCAAAAAUGCAAACGUGUGAUUCAUAAACUGAACGUAUGAGCAGAAAACACGGGUACCCCUUUCUUUCAGAUGUGAAAUCUAUAAAUUGCAAAUGAUCUUGAACUUGUGCGCAGCUGAGUUUCAGAUCUCCGCCUUUAAAUGAUUCCUAAUUAAUGUCAUAGACAUAUAAGCGAGUGCUUGUCAAUGUUUAAACCCUUUUUGAGCAGCAAGGCUUAUAUUUCAAAAACCUGCGGCAAUCAGACAAGCAAAAGCGCCAAGCACAUUUCCACGUCAAAGACAGUUUUUAUAAAUAUGGACUUUGUUGUGGAUUUUUGAGUACGCACACUUUAUGAUCCAAUCUGUGUGUAUGCACGCUUUAGAAAUGAGGCCCACAGUCGUGUGCUGCCUAUUUUUUGUGAACUGUACCUUUAAUUUCAUUCUCAGUCUUUUACUAUUUAUUUGAUUUGUAUGAACUUCAAGGAGAUUAUCAUUUGAUAUGGUGUUGGCAAUAAAGUAGAUGCAUUGUUUUUUAUGAUUUUGAAAUAUCAACAAUUUUUGUAUUCAUUAUAAUUUGUCUAAUUUGUAAUCUAGAUCAGUGGUUCUCAAACUUUUUGGUGUGCCCCCCCCUUGU
This is a messenger RNA of Paramisgurnus dabryanus, 2591 nucleotides long. RefSeq names its product estrogen-related receptor delta (gene esrrd). Lineage: Eukaryota; Metazoa; Chordata; Actinopteri; Cypriniformes; Cobitidae. The record is from RefSeq and is a predicted model, not a curated record. Gene Ontology annotation, molecular function: zinc ion binding; sequence-specific DNA binding; DNA-binding transcription factor activity. Gene Ontology annotation, biological process: regulation of DNA-templated transcription.